CUCAUCUUCUCCCAUAUAUAUCACACUUCCUCUACUAGCUUUACAGUUUUCAUCCCUAAUCUAGCAUCCGCUUUUUUCAGCAUUUCCAAGCUGCUUUUUGAACACACUUUCACAUUUAAAAAUUACAAUAAUGGAAAAACUACAGAAGAUGAUCUCCGAGAAAUCAGUAGUGAUCUUUAGCAAGAACUCUUGCUGCAUGUCUCACACAGUCAAGACUCUCUUCUUAGACUUUGGCGUAAACCCGACGAUCUAUGAGUUAGACGAGAUCAGCAGAGGAAAUGAGAUAGAGCAAGCAUUGGCUCAGAUCGGCUGCAGUCCCACGGUGCCGGUGGUUUUCAUAGGAGGCCAGCUCGUUGGUGGAGCCAAUCAAGUCAUGAGUCUUCAUCUUAAUCGGUCUCUACUUCCAAUGCUUAAGCGCGUUGGGGCGUUAUGGCUUUGAUUAAUUAAAUAUAGACAUAUACUUACGUAACAAACCUGUGGGUAGAUUUUGUCUAGUGUUGUACUUCUCCUUUCCCAUGUUUGUAUUAUUAUAUAUACAUGGAAGGAUCUAUAAAAGAGUAUUGUAUGUAUGGGCAUUUGAAAAAUGUGCAAAUAUAGAUGGACUAAUAUAUUUAAUCCCUAAUGUACUUAAUGU
Eruca vesicaria subsp. sativa (arugula) is the source of this 634-nucleotide messenger RNA. The record is from the annotation of a GenBank genome assembly. NCBI's taxonomy places the organism in Eukaryota, Viridiplantae, Streptophyta, Magnoliopsida, Brassicales, Brassicaceae.